Sorex araneus (European shrew) is the source of this 1974-nucleotide messenger RNA. It is a transcript of the gene UBE2QL1, whose product is annotated as ubiquitin conjugating enzyme E2 Q family like 1. The coding region runs from base 129 to 974 and encodes 281 amino acids. NCBI's taxonomy places the organism in Eukaryota, Metazoa, Chordata, Mammalia, Eulipotyphla, Soricidae. The transcript has 2 exons. The record is from RefSeq and is a predicted model, not a curated record.
GCGCCGCGCCGCGCUCAGACGGAGCCGCCGCGCCUGCGAUGCUGCCAGGCGCCGCCGCAGCGCCCGCGCCCGGGGCCCCGCGGUAGCCGGCGGCGCACAAAGGCGUGCGGAGCCCGGCCCGAGCCGCGAUGGCCACGCUGCUGCGCAAGAUCGGGCUCAUCCGCCUGCACAACCGCGACACCGAGGACCCCAAGCACCCGCACAACCACCGCGCCGCGCCCGCCGGCCCGCACCGCGCGUCGCUGCGCGCCAAGGGCGGCGCCAAGAGCGGCCACAAGCCGCCGCCGCCGCCGCCGCCGCCGGCCCCCGCGGGCGACGCCAGCCCCGGGCCCGGCCAGGCCAAGGGCAGGCGCGCGGCGGAACCGGCGACGGGCGCGGCGGGCGCGCAGGGCGCCAGGGCGGGGCCCGGGCCCGCGGGGGCGGCGGGCGGCAGCCUGGUCCCCGCCGCGCGCCAGCAGCACUGCACGCAGGUGCGCAGCCGGCGCCUCAUGAAGGAGCUGCAGGACAUCGCGCGCCUCAGCGACCGCUUCAUCUCCGUGGAGCUGGUGGACGAGAGCCUGUUCGACUGGAACGUGAAGCUGCACCAGGUGGACAAGGACUCGGUGCUGUGGCAGGACAUGAAGGAGACCAACACCGAGUUCAUCCUGCUCAACCUCACCUUCCCCGACAACUUCCCCUUCUCGCCGCCCUUCAUGCGGGUGCUCAGCCCGCGCCUGGAGAACGGCUACGUGCUGGACGGUGGCGCCAUCUGCAUGGAGCUGCUCACGCCGCGCGGCUGGUCCAGCGCCUACACCGUGGAGGCCGUCAUGCGCCAGUUCGCCGCCAGCCUGGUCAAGGGCCAGGGCCGCAUCUGCAGGAAGGCCGGCAAGUCCAAAAAGUCUUUCAGCCGCAAGGAGGCGGAGGCGACCUUCAAGAGCCUGGUGAAGACCCACGAAAAGUACGGCUGGGUCACCCCGCCCGUGUCCGACGGCUGAGGCCGCGGCGCUCGGCCUCCCCCACACUCACACUCACCCCCUCACGCCCCCGCAUCUCCGCCUCACCAUCGUGUGCCCUCCUGCCGGAACUGAGCCCUGAACGCCAAGGAGACGGUCCUAGUUAGGAGCAGCCGCGCCGAGGCCCUGCCCGCGGGUCUCCACGACACGCCACGGGCCUCUCGAGUCCCCCUGGCCCUGCGGGGAAGUGCCCACCCGCCCGCCCGCCCGCGCGCGCCCGCCCGCCCCGCGCCCGCCUGCCACGGCCCUUCUCCUUCCCGGACAGCAGCUGCCACCGGCAGCGGGGACAAGGACCCCACGCCCCCUCCUCGCCCCCGGCCACCUGCUGCGUCCACGGCCCCUUGUCUGCUGCCCGCCCUCCUGCGCUGCCCUCGAAGACGCCUCGGAGACCAUGUCUGUGCUGGGCCCGGCAGCCAGGGAGGAUGCAGAGGUGACAUCGCCGGGCUCCCGAGAGUCCCCGGCACAGCUGCCCCUGGUGGCACCGUGCCCGCCGGGGGCUGUGGAGGUGCCCGGCACGGCCCCACUCCCCCGGGACAGCUGCCGCGUCCACCAGGGCCCCGGGACGUGUGAGGGUCUCUUGGACGCUCUGCCAGGCUCUUCGGACCCCCUGCGGUGUGCCCCCUCCUCGCCGCCCCCACACAGAGGACGAUCCCCUCCUCGCCGCCAUCGGACUCAUCCCCCCCCAGUGCUCGUCAGAGACGCGGGCAGCGGAGGAGCGCGCGCUCGUGGGUGAUGUGCAUGACGGUUUCUUCUCGCCCCUGGCCCGGCCCCACCGCCACACGGACUUGCUUCCUGGUCGUCCCUCCUUCCCGCCCCCCGCCUCCAUGUUCUCUUCUGUUCCCCGACUUGGUCCUUUCUAAGCAACUCCAGGAGAUGAGGAAAUAUUGUUUAUAAGAAUAUGUGGAAAGAGGGUGGAAAAAAUUGUUCAUUCCAAGUGGAAAAUCCUAUUGGACACAUUUGAAAUAAAUCCAUGCAUACCUGA